AUGGACGAGACAUCCGAAUUAUCUCCCAUUAAUCGAUCUAUUUCGGUGGCGGAAUUGGUACGUCCUGUGAAGGAAGAGGAGUCUGAUAUCACGCCAUCGGCAGCUGACGAAUGUUCUCACCGUAAAAACUGUCUCUACGCAGCAUUGAGAGCUAUCUCGCUCAAUAUGCUAGUGAAUCCUGAAGCAGGUAACUUCGGAAAACGGUAUGUACUCACUCCGGAAACGAAGACCAUUAUCUCCAACGUGAAGCAGUUCUUCGUAACGCUCAAGGAACAUCUCGGACCCGACGUGCGCGGAACCAUUUUCAGUUCAGUUACAGCCAUAACUGCUACGGCUUGUGCUGUAAGCGACACCACUGUUGCAAGGGCUAGCAGUUCGCGGCCUCGCCAAACGAAAACUCAGCGGUCUUCAGAAGAGCAUUUUGGUUCGUUUCUGGUUCUUUGUCUUUUUAGCUAG
Molecule: messenger RNA, 456 nt
Organism: Cooperia oncophora
Lineage: Eukaryota; Metazoa; Nematoda; Chromadorea; Rhabditida; Trichostrongylidae
Source: the annotation of a GenBank genome assembly